Messenger RNA from Archocentrus centrarchus (flier cichlid), 5330 nucleotides. It is a transcript of the gene gabrg2, whose product is annotated as gamma-aminobutyric acid type A receptor subunit gamma2. The record is from RefSeq and is a predicted model, not a curated record. Gene Ontology annotation, biological process: chloride transport; monoatomic ion transmembrane transport; gamma-aminobutyric acid signaling pathway. NCBI's taxonomy places the organism in Eukaryota, Metazoa, Chordata, Actinopteri, Cichliformes, Cichlidae. Bases 336 to 1766 code for a protein of 476 amino acids. Gene Ontology annotation, cellular component: membrane. The transcript has 10 exons. Gene Ontology annotation, molecular function: extracellular ligand-gated monoatomic ion channel activity; GABA-A receptor activity.
CCCCAGUGUUAAUCUGCAUUCAGACUGAGGCUUCACUGGCUUCCUUGGCUUCUCGAUAGCGGAGCAGCUUAUUUCUUGGGGCUUCGCUGUUUUGUGACAGUCUUGUAGGCCCCUGCCAGGCUGUCGAAUCGGCAACACACACACGCACAAACACGGCUGAUAAGAAACCAAGCUUUCGACUCGCGUCGAUUUUGUUUUGGCUGAUUUCACACCAGCGCGCGCUCGCCUCAAGUCUAGAUACGCAGAACGGCUACUGCUAACGUGCGUAAUGUAUCGUAGAGAGGAAACACAGUAAAUAGACGGACACGUCCAUCUGCAAGAAAGAGGAAACGAAGAUGGUGAUGAUGGCUUCGCCAAAAUCAGCCUUCAAAUGCUCGAUACCAAUGGCGAAGCCUUCCCUCCCGUUGAAGCUGCUUUUCUGGGUGUUUAUUGUCGUUAAUCACUCUACAAGUUCCCUCCAAAGUGAUGACGAUGAUGAGGUGUCUAACAAGACGUGGGUGCUGACUCCCAAAGUGUAUGAGAGUGAUGUCACACACAUCCUAAACAGCCUACUAGAUGGAUAUGACAACAAACUCAGACCUGACAUUGGAGUCAAGCCAACAGUGAUCCACACAGACAUGUUUGUCAACAGCAUUGGCCCAGUAAAUGCCAUCAAUAUGGAAUACACCAUCGACAUCUUUUUUGCUCAGACCUGGUACGAUAGAAGAUUAAAGUUCAACAGCACAAUGAAGGUUCUACGUCUCAACAGCAACAUGGUUGGAAAAAUAUGGAUCCCAGACACUUUCUUUCGCAACUCAAAGAAGGCUGAUGCCCACUGGAUCACCACACCCAAUCGCAUGCUUAGGAUAUGGAAUGAUGGCCGGAUACUUUACACCCUAAGGUUGACCAUCGAUGCUGAGUGCCAGCUUAAACUGAACAACUUCCCUAUGGAUGAGCACUCAUGUCCCCUGGAGUUUUCAAGCUAUGGCUACCCCAGGGAGGAGAUUGUGUACAAGUGGAAAAGGAGCUCAGUGGAGGUUGGGGACAUUCGCUCCUGGAGGCUCUACCAGUUCUCCUUUGUGGGCUUGAGGAACACCACUGAGAUUGUGAGGACUGUCUCGGGAGACUAUGUGGUGCUGACUGUCUUCUUUGAUCUGAGCAGGAGAAUGGGUUACUUUACAAUCCAAACCUACAUCCCAUGCACACUUAUUGUUGUCCUCUCUUGGGUUUCAUUUUGGAUCAACAAGGAUGCAGUACCUGCCAGGACAUCAUUAGGCAUUACCACAGUGCUGACCAUGACCACAUUGAGUACUAUUGCCAGGAAAUCUCUUCCAAAAGUUUCCUAUGUGACCGCCAUGGACCUGUUUGUGUCUGUCUGCUUCAUCUUCGUCUUCGCUGCACUUAUAGAGUAUGGCACACUGCACUACUUUGUCAGCAACAGAAAGCCGAGUGCCAAAAAGGACAAGAAGAAGAAGAAUCCGCUCCUCCGGCUCUUUUCCUCAAAGCAGACACCCACGGUGGACAUUCGUCCACGCUCGGCCACCGCCAUUCAGAUGAAUAACGCCACACACAUGCAGGAGCGAGACGAGGAAUACGGCUAUGAAUGUCUUGAUGGGAAGGACUGCACUAGCUUCUUCUGCUGUUUCGAAGACUGCCGUUCUGGAGCCUGGCGGCACGGCAGGUUGCACAUUCGCAUCGCCAAGAUAGACUCUUAUGCACGCAUCUUCUUCCCCACUGCAUUUGCUCUCUUCAACCUGGUCUAUUGGGUCUCCUAUCUCUAUCUCUAGGCGCGGGUGUGUAUCCAGCCUUAUCAUACAGUCCAUUACAGUCUACGUAUGCUCUGCGCCAACAAGUGACAUUACAGAGGAGGGGACCCACUGAAAUACCCAGAGAUUUGAUUAUAGCAUUUCUUCUAUUUCCUUUGUUUUGAUCCAAUUAAAUCUUGUUUAUUUUAUCAAAGAACUCUGACAGACAUUGCAAAUGUUGUAGCAUUACAUUUAACUGAUGUGAAAAAGGUUUAUACAGUAGAUGUGUUGAGAAACUAUAGAUUGUGUAAUAGAUCAAAGUUUUGUUUCAUUUUCACCAUUUUAUUUUUUUUUAAUUUUAAAAUUGACAUAUGUCUUUUCAAUAGGAGUUUUAUUACAUUAAAAAACAGCCAUUCCACAGUAAACAAAUAGGUAAUAAUUCAGAUACCGUCACAUUCACCAGAAAAAGUCCAUUGGUUUGUAGGAGACAGUUAAAAAUAAGAAACACUGAUCAGACUGCUUCACAGAAUUCAAAGUGAAAUUGAUGUAUUGUUGCAAUUCGUUGUAAGCAACAAAUCGGUAAAAACAAAAAGAUUGCGGCCAGUCGCGUUUAUGAUGAGUAAUAAUAAACAAUCUCUGUUGCACUGACUGUCUUUUUAUCUUUAUGGUUUUUUGUUCUCUAAAAAACAAAAUCUGAAGCACUUUAAGAGAGCUGUUAGAUAGUGACAUGAGAAUUCAUUUUGAGUAUUACUAUUAAUUUAUUUUUUUUAGCUAAUAUUAUACAUUGCAUUUUUCAUGUGUGGUCAGAGUGUGGUGAAGCUGUUUAUGGACAAUACCUAACUGUACAGACACUGUAUAUAUUUUACUAUUGCAUAGUGGUUUACAUUUAUUGCAUGCACCUUUCAGGCCAAAAAUCAACUUAUUUUAUGGUCUUCUGCUGUUGGCUAUGGAAACUAAGCACUAAUAAUUAUCAUUCAGGAUACUGUUUUUGUUUUUAUUGUUUUUCUUUUUAUAAAAAUUGAAAAAUGACAUGUUAAAAAAAAUGGUCCCAGUUAAUUGUUUUAAGUUAAGGAAUCACUCAUGAACACUGAAAGAUCAGCCCAGUAUUCCUGGGCAGAAAACUGGUAUAAUCAUUUUCUUUGCAAUCACAACCUUACAGCAUACACAACACUGACCCUUCAUCCCCUUCUCCAGUUGCUGUUAAAAGUGCACAUUUGCAAAAUGACACCAUGUUAUUGUGUUUUAGUUAUGCAAGUUGUCUCAAGAGAAACUGUACUUAAACUUAGAUGCCAUUACACAGAGUUAUCGCUUUUUGCCCUUUACUUUGUCAGAGUGGUAACUACAGCAGCAUAAUCAGAGGCUGAGGAUACUUAAACUAAUCUACAAUUCUGUGCAUAUGUCAGUACACACAGCUGUAGGGCAUUUUGCAAUAUUUGCAGUUUAAGAGUUCAUUCUCAUGUUAUUCUUCUAAGAGUAAAAGAAAAAAACGAGGGUUUUAUUCAAGUGUAAGAACAGAUGUGACCCUUUUCAUCAUGCAUCUCAACUUCCUGACUUUGAGAAGAAUCACAUUGAAUCAUUCACAGUGGGAAGAUAUAUUCAAAAGGCUGGGAAGAAGUCCGAUAUUCUUUCAUCUUUUUUUUUAUUUACUUUUUUUUAUUCUUCCAUUAAAAAAAAUGUCUAAAUGUAUAGAGAGCAGAAAAUAAAUUCACGGUUUCUGAACUGUAAAUGUUAUGUAUGAUACCAUACAAUCCACACGAAUCCCUUACAGAUCAGUUUUGAAAAACACCAGUGUGCAACUAUUGGAGAGCUCAUUGAUUAUGUACAUAAAUUAUCAAUAAAAAACUGGUCAAGCCCUUGGGAUAUUUUGUAAAGGGUAUAUAUUUUGUAAUUUCAGCAUUGUUAUUAUAUCAGCGUAAAGUAUAUCACACCUAUUGUAUUAUGGUUGGACCGACCAUGUAGAAUAUUUGGGGGUGAUGGGGUAUUUAUUUAUUUAUCUUUUGCUGGUAUUUAUUUAUUUCUUAAAAGAAAAUGCAUUUUAUGCUCAUAUAGCCCCUGAAAAGAAACGCAGAAUGCUGUCGUUUAUAUCAAAGAUACAUUUUUGUUUAGUAUGUCAAUGGAGCUUGAGCUUAUUUAUCUUGUGUUUUGUUGUGAUCAAUGUACACUGCUCUCACAAAAGCCUGUCAAACUGUUAUAUUUGUUAAAUUAGUGGCUUGCUGCAUUACCUGUUGUGCAUCUUCUGAGUAGUAUACUUUAUUUAAAUGAAAAAAAAAAUAUAUAUAUAUAGAAAUAUAUAAAAACAGUUCCCAAGCCACCAGAAGAAGAACAUUCGCUUGUCUAAAUGACUAUUAAUUACGUUCACUUUUCCAACCAUCACGUUGGUUUGCUUUGGUCUUGACAUUUGAAAUGAAUAAAGCAUCUCUGGUUAUACAAACAUAUGUAUUUACCAGAUUAUGUCAUAUUUCUUAGAGAUCUUUCCCUUUUGUAUGAAAUGGUUGUCCUGUUGUGUUACAAAGCUACCACUUAGUAGUCUGAAUCUGUCUUCAGUGUAUACAUAUGCUGUUUCUCACAUCUUUAGGGUUGCCAAGUGUGUCAGUAGCAAUCUAAACUGCUCCUCAUCAGUGUUUGUUUAAAGAAGUGAAAUGGAGUGACUACAUCUUAUAAAGUGCCAAACUGACACACAGUGAAUAGAGAAUAUCUAACUCAUUUGUGAAUUAUCAUAUACUACUUUGUAAAAGAACAGAUGUGAUAAAAGGAAAUGCUGCCCUGCAGAAUGGACUGCAGGUGCCUUGGAAUUGUAUUUUUUUUUUUCUUGGUUGUUUGUUUUCUAUUUGCUUUUAGUUCAAAUUCAACAUGGUGCCGAACAGAAAGCAUCAGCUAUGCUCAAAUGAACACAAAACAAAUAAAAAUUAAAUGCUGUAUCAGGGUAGAAUGGAAAUUAUUUGACUGUGUGACACAUACUGACGAUAACUACAGCAUGUCCGGUGUUUUACGAGAGGGUCAGAAAACAAAUAUGAUAUUUUUCCAUGAUAAAUCCUUGUUUUAUUAUUGAUUUAUUUUAUUUGUGAGUGCGCUACAGAAUAUGUAAAGAUAUAAAGUUGUACGGGAGGUACUCCAGUGUGUUUAUUCUCAAUAGCGUGCAUGUUGAAUAUGUUUGCAGUUAAGCGGGGAUGAUUUGAGGAAUUGGGACUCACUUGUCUGCAGGCGAAUCCGUAAUCCUUUGCCUGCAUUUACAUGGACACUUAAUACUGUACUUAUUUUUGAUGUGAUUUUAUUUACCCACAAAUGAGACAUAUAUGUGAACAGCACAUGUAGAUAUUUUCUAUUGUUAUGUAUUUUGUCAAACUGCAAAAAAUAAAAUAAGCACUGGAAUCACAGAGCCCAGUAAAAAGGCAUACUAAGGCAAAAAUAAAUUUCAUAUGAUUCAAAUAUAUACAGUAUGCUAGUUGUCUGCUAUCUAUGUAAAGUUGGUUAUUGUAUCAAAUGGGCACUGAUCAAUUCUGUUAGGAUCUGCAUAAUGAAUCAUACAUGUCAAGAUAAAAGUCCUUUUCAUAAAAAAAUUACACAUAGGUGUGGAAUUUUACAAUAAAAUGGUCGCAUUUAUCAGUG